Messenger RNA from Exophiala mesophila, 1616 nucleotides. RefSeq lists its product as uncharacterized. Gene Ontology annotation, biological process: magnesium ion export from mitochondrion. Lineage: Eukaryota; Fungi; Ascomycota; Eurotiomycetes; Chaetothyriales; Herpotrichiellaceae. Bases 115 to 1323 code for a protein of 402 amino acids. The record is from RefSeq and is a predicted model, not a curated record. The transcript is spliced from 3 exons. Gene Ontology annotation, molecular function: magnesium ion transmembrane transporter activity.
UGCGACUUCAGUGCCAUUCCUACAUGUGAAUACCUCGUCGAGCUGCGUCGGUCUUGUUCUAUGCCAGUUGGGGCCAGGCUUGUGUCCCCCCAUUAGGGUUGCGUUCACCCUGCCAUGAGCUUAACGUCGCGAAUCUCCAGCUUCUUUACCCAGAGCCCCGCGACCGAGAACAAUCUCGAAGGUCCACACCAUGCCUUCAAUGCCCCAGAGCUCCAGAUCGACCGCUCACGACAGAAUAAGACUCCGCGCACAAUGGCGGGAUCGGACGAAGAGGAAGACCUGGAGUUGAAGCGGCCACCGUUCAUUCAUUGUAUGCUUGCUGGUGGCACCGGAGGAACGUCAGGCGAUAUUCUGAUGCACUCCCUUGACACUGUCAAAACGAGACAGCAAGGAGAUCCUCAUUUCCCUCCCAAAUAUUCCUCUUUAUCCGAUUCCUACGUUAAAAUCUUUCGACAAGAGGGUGUGAGAAGAGGUUUAUACGGCGGCUUCACAGCUGCCAUGCUGGGUUCCUUCCCCGGCACUGUCAUAUUUUUCGGGAGCUACGAAUACUGUAAACGCAAUAUGCUGGACUAUGGCAUCAACCCCUCCUUAGCCUAUCUUGCUAGCGGUUUCCUCGCCGACUUUGCAGCCUCCAUCGUCUAUGUCCCUUCAGAGGUACUCAAGACCCGCCUCCAGCUCCAAGGCCGAUACAACAAUCCGUUCUUCAAUUCGGGGUACAAUUACAAGUCAACGUGGGACGCAGCGAAGACCAUUGCCCGGACCGAAGGCUUUGGUGCCUUAUAUUCGGGAUACAAAGCCACCAUCGUUCGUGAUCUUCCCUUCUCGGCAUUACAGUUUGCCUUUUAUGAACAGGAGAGGAGAUUCGCUCAAGAAUGGAUGGGAAAGAGCGACAUCGGUCUUGGUUUGGAAAUCAGCACGGCAGUUUCAGCAGGCGGGAUUGCUGGUGUCCUGACCUGUCCUCUCGAUGUUGUCAAGACUCGAACGCAAACCCAAAUCACACCUGACAACCACAGUACGAGCAGUCAAGCAACGCACAUGGAGAAAUUGGCUAAAACCCAUCGGUCAACCGCAUCCAAGCAAACGCGGAUGAUCCAUUCGGGGCCAAGAACAGUGCCUCACACGACACCAACUCUGGACACAUCUUCCGUCAUCACCGGGCUGAGAUUAAUCUAUAAGACCGAAGGAGUACCUGGACUGUUCCGAGGAGUUGGACCCCGAUUCGUAUGGACUGGAGUUCAGACCGGGACCAUGCUUGUCUUGUACCAAUAUUUGUUGAAACGGUUGGAAAUCUCUUCUUCAGAUGUGGCAUCGGAUGCGAUCUAACAGCAUCGAGCCGAUUUUCUGCACGUUCUCCUUCUGGAUGUGGACCCGAUCUACUGCGGGAUAUGAUGAGAUGGCAUUUUUCUGGCGUUGACGUGCAUAAACGGCCGUGGACAGGUCGAUCAGGAUACCCUUGGAAGACAAUAUACUGUAGAACAUGUCGGCAAUAGCGAUGGCGCUGGCGACUGAAAUUAGCAACUAGCGAUUCUCACGUGGGUGGGUCGUGUCGUGGGUUGCUGAAGAUACUUAUAGAGAUACAUUUUGUACAACAAUAGCGCAACUACCAUUCAACUCUG